Messenger RNA from Caenorhabditis elegans, 1297 nucleotides. It is a transcript of the gene fbxa-202, whose product is annotated as F-box domain-containing protein. Bases 24 to 1259 code for a protein of 411 amino acids. The transcript has 5 exons. NCBI's taxonomy places the organism in Eukaryota, Metazoa, Nematoda, Chromadorea, Rhabditida, Rhabditidae. The record is from RefSeq and is marked reviewed.
CGAAGGUUUUACAAAUCAUCGAAAUGCCCGAUUCAUCAAGCAGCAACGGAAAACGUCUCAAUAAAAGUUCAAACAAUUCAGCUUCAAUUCAACAAAUUAAUCCUAAAGCAAAAUAUAUCGUCAAGGACCCUAGAGCAUUGCGACUCUGUAUUUUAUUUCAACAUCUUCAAGGAGUUCCAGUUUUCAAUGCAUAUAAAGCUAUGAACAAGACAUAUGGAGAUAAUUUUAUGGAAUACCGACACUUUGAAUAUUGGUAUAUGGGAAUUGCGAAUGGGAGUUUAACCGUAGACUCAUAUGAUAGAUUUUACGCGUUCGAGAGGAAAAAGUUUACCGAUUUUUCUAAUUUUGUUCAAAGGAUGGUUUUGGAUAUGUUGAAUCCAAUUGAUCGGUUCGCCGCACGUGCAGUUUGCCGUAACUUUCGGUGCAUUAUCGACAAUCAACGCUCCGCCUUGAAGAAAAUUGAGAUGACCUUAAAAGAGGAAUCAGUGGAUUUGAAUGUAAAUGAUGGUACGGUGUUCUACCACGAUGACUUUGAUAAAGGAUGUACUGUAAAUUAUAAGAAACGGAAACUGUUUGUCACUGAUAAGAAACCGUUGGAGGUUGCGAUGGAUGAUGUGUUGGCACUCUUGAGUGGUCGAGAUGUGAGCAUGGAUUAUUUUGGAGUUAUUUUGGCAAUGGGCAAAUGGCAAUGGGCAAUGGUCAAUCCAAAAGUUUCCUUUAAAGCUAUUCAUGAUGCUCUACAAUUGAUUGGAAUCUUGUCGGCAAAGUCGGUAUCUCUCGAUUGUGCUCACACUGACCAAGUCGUUUCACUUCUCAAACACUUUGAGCCUGAAACUCUGGAGAGCUUACACAUCGAAAUUCUUGAAUUUGAUGAGGAUUCCGUCAAAGAACUGGUGAUUCUCGAUCAAUGGGAAGAAGCAAAGACUCUUUCACUCACUACUGUCGCUUAUUUUUCACUUAUCGUCAAGCAUCUUUACCAUUUCGAAUCAUUGAAGUUCAACUUUUUGGGAGAAACUUUUUUAAUGGAUGAUAUCAUCAAAUUUCGCGAUGAAAUUCUGCUAAAAUCGUCCGUGUUCAAAUCACUUACUUGUGAGAGUGUGGAUUUCGAUGCGAGAAUGUUUGUUAGAGUCUUCGAUCCAAACUCAUCUCGUAGAGACUCCUCUGGUUCAAUUGCUUAUAAAACUAAAAAGGAUACAUUCAUCAUCACUUAUCAACCGAAUGCUUUCAAUAUUAAGAAGAAAAUCGACUCGGAACAAUGAACUCGUGAAUAUUAGGAUAAUAAAGUUUUUAUCCACUU